This is a messenger RNA of Hyaloscypha bicolor E, 267 nucleotides long. RefSeq lists its product as uncharacterized. The record is from RefSeq and is a predicted model, not a curated record. The annotation marks the transcript as partial. The transcript has a single exon. NCBI's taxonomy places the organism in Eukaryota, Fungi, Ascomycota, Leotiomycetes, Helotiales, Hyaloscyphaceae.
GUCGUCAAGAACAGACAGCAAAAACUAUCAGACUUUCCUACAGAAAUCUCGAGGCUGCAAAUAAGUCUACAUUUGGUGUACCUUGCUUGUCUCUCUAUGAUUGCAUACCGAUGGGUGAUGAAUUUCAAGACCAAUCUUGCUGGCCCGGUGAUUACACUCUUCUUAACUAGACAUACCACCACUAGUGCAUUCAGCUCGCUGAACACACUGAUUAUCGAUAUCAAUGUUGAAAGCCCAACUACCGCCGCCGCGAGCAGUUUGAUCCCA